UAGAAUUCUGUUACGCGAACGGUGAAGGCAGUCGGUAACCCUUCAGCAUUCAAUUGGCAAUAGUAAUAAUUCAGCAUUGACAAUUAAUGCAAACAAUUGAUUUGGACAAUAGUAAAUCAAUAGCAAUAGCGAAAGCGAUAACAAAAACAGCAACAACUAGCCAAAUACUUCGAUYGAUAUAAAAGUCAAAGCYAACUGUGAAUAUUGUGUAAUUGCUUCCACGAGAAGAUGAAUUUGAAAUUAGACAGCAGAACGCAGAAAAACAAAAACAACUGAAAAGAGAGCAACUUGUCAACAGUUGGAUUUUAAAAAAAUUUCUCAAAUCAUAUGAUUUUCUAGAAAGAAAGGAACAUACUCGAAUAAAUAAACAUAAGCAGAAAUCAGAUAAAGAGAAUUAUCGUUGGCCAACAGAAAAUAAUAAUAAUUAAAAAUUAGUUUCAUAAAAUUGACAUGUACACAGUAAACAAGGGACCUAGCAAAAUUGUUGCUAAAACUCGACGCGGUCUGCCGCAAAACUUUGAAAAGUUCGAGAGCAUUAAGGAGAGCGGCAAGAAGCAUGGGAGCAUCAGCAACAACUUUGAUCUCAACAGUCCCGAGAAGAACAAGAAGUCGUAUGAUUCCAGCACAGUGAAACUCGAUGGUAAGGCCGAUGCUAAUAAUAAUAGCGCCUCUACUUUGGCCACACCCAGUCCAGUGGAUAGCAUUAUAGCCAAUACACCUGUGUCGGCAUCGGCAGCGCCAGCCGUUUGGGUAGAGCCUCCAAGUCCAGCCCUAAACGAUUUCAAGCCAUUCGAUUUGGAGUCUUGGUGGGGACGUCGCUUGUUCCACAACAUUACCAAAAGCCUAUAGACUGAUGAUUGGCCGCUGGGUUACGUUAAUUUAGUAGUCGGUGCUUCCGUUUCUAUUAUUUUUACAUCUAAUUUCGACUGCAAAUCAAAUUCACAUUAGAUAUAAAGAUUUAAAUAGCGGAUAAGAGGCCAUUUUUGCAAUUCUAGAUUAGCCGUUUGAAAUGGCAAUUUGAUAAGUCCCGCAGUUUUCUUUGUCCCUUCCUUAAGUAUAUAAUAUAAAUUUAAAGAUCGUAUCAGUCGUUGGCCGUGUAAAUAAUUCGAUACAAAAGUCAUUGUAUGAUUCUUUCAUAUAUAAACUAAGAUUGAUUUUUUAAGUUUUUGUUAUACAACAGACAUAGAUACAUACAUAUACAUAUAUAGGAGAUAAAUAUGUUAAUAGUCGUCUCUGGUCAUUAAACAGCUUUCAAUUUAAAAGUAUACAGCAUGUUCAACGAAAAGCUUUUAGAAUUAUUCAAUUCUAUAUUUUGAGCUCACACCUGACACUUGCCGAGCAAAAUAUGUUUUAUUGUAGGUACAUAAUAUGAAAACCAUUUAAAUGUUAAAUAUAUAUCACACUAGUUACUACAAUAGGAAACAAAUUUUUCCUAGUAUACUUAAAUAAGGYAAAUUGAAAUGGCGAAAAUGAACUUGACCCUAAGAAUGAGCACAAAAUACAAGUGUAUCUAAAAUU
This is a messenger RNA of Drosophila arizonae, 1518 nucleotides long. RefSeq lists its product as uncharacterized. NCBI's taxonomy places the organism in Eukaryota, Metazoa, Arthropoda, Insecta, Diptera, Drosophilidae. The record is from RefSeq and is a predicted model, not a curated record.